AUGUCUACCGCCUCCCGUUUCUUCAAAAUCUGGUAUAAGCCUGAGAUCAUCCCUAUCUACGUUACUGUUGGCGGUGCCGUGGGUCUUGCAGGCUGGUACCUGACCCGUCUUGCUCGCGGUCCAGAUGUUGUCUGGGACAGAGUUAACAACCCCUACCCUUGGCAGGGCAUUGAUCAGGGAACCCAAGUGAAGCUUAUGUCGGUCAACCAGCAGUUCGACAAGAAAUAUUCCCGUGACCGUCUGUAA
Zychaea mexicana is the source of this 246-nucleotide messenger RNA. Its product is annotated as NADH-ubiquinone reductase complex 1 MLRQ subunit-domain-containing protein. Lineage: Eukaryota; Fungi; Mucoromycota; Mucoromycetes; Mucorales; Lichtheimiaceae. The coding region runs from base 1 to 246 and encodes 81 amino acids. The record is from RefSeq and is a predicted model, not a curated record. The transcript is spliced from 2 exons.